Messenger RNA from Candoia aspera, 7226 nucleotides. It is a transcript of the gene DTX4, whose product is annotated as deltex E3 ubiquitin ligase 4. The transcript has 9 exons. NCBI's taxonomy places the organism in Eukaryota, Metazoa, Chordata, Lepidosauria, Squamata, Candoiidae. Gene Ontology annotation, molecular function: zinc ion binding; ubiquitin protein ligase activity. The record is from RefSeq and is a predicted model, not a curated record. Gene Ontology annotation, cellular component: nucleoplasm. Bases 882 to 2756 code for a protein of 624 amino acids. Gene Ontology annotation, biological process: protein ubiquitination; Notch signaling pathway.
CUCGUGCUGCGGCUUCUCUUCCAAAUCCUUGCAAAUGCUGGGAAGUUGUAGGGACGGGCGAGGCUACGAGAGGCAGGAGUCAGGAGCUCGGGCUGCGGGCAAUGGGUUAUUGUUUCUUAGCUGAGGACAGGGGGCAACGCGCCGGGUGGAGAUUUGCAUUUCUCGUGCUGUGCCGAGAAAAACCCACUCACCCAGAUUCCUCAUAAAAAGAAGAAGGCAUAAAAGCAACAGGGAGGUGGAGCUGGAGCGAUUGCUGCAUCUGCUGCACAGGGAAGCGGGGGGAACCCAAAAACUAGAGCAUGAAAUCCCUAGAAGGGUUGGUCCAAAAGAACCCCUCGUACAACCGCAGAGUAGGAGGGAAAAAGCAGAGUAGGAGGAGAUGCAACUGGUGUAACUGAGUCACCCUUCUGCCGUAGCAAUAGACAAAUUCCCCUCCGAGACACUUUACGGAGCAAAUGACGGAACCUGCUUUUCCAGCUUGCUGACUGGACGGGUUUUCUUGUUAAUUUUUAAAUGCAUGCAUUUCACAGGCAACGAGGGAAGCCUACUGAAUUCGGUCGGAAACAUGAAAGCUUUAGAAGGCUUUUAAGUCUCUUUCCAUGAAAUAAUACCCAAAAGACUUGAGGUUUUUUUUUUUACCCGACAAGAUCCAAAAUACUAGCCGCACAAAAGCGGGCAAGAGAAACAAUUCAAAAGAGGAAAAUUUGGAACUGGUCCAAGGAGCGAUCAGCCAGCCAGGCCGUAGGCGUGACGUUGCAGAGUUUUAAAGGGGGCAGAUGAGACCCAUCGGACGUUGAUCGGACGAAAAGAGGCUGCCGGAGGAGCCUGGGAUUCGGUGGCUCUCUUGGAAGUGACCGCUGAAGAGCGAACGAAACGAUACCAUGCUCCUGGCUUCCGCCGUUGUGGUUUGGGAAUGGCUGAACGAGCACGGUCGCUGGAGACCCUACAGUCCGGCCGUGAGCCACCACAUCGAGGCGGUGAUCCGGGCCGGGCCGAGGGCUGGGGGGAGCGUCGUUCUGGGCCAGGUGGACAACAGGCUCUCGCCGUAUAUCAUUGAUCUCCAGUCCAUGCACCAGUUCCGCCAGGACACGGGCACCAUUCGCCCAGUGCGGCGUAGCUAUUAUGACCCCUCCUCGGCACCAGGCAAGGGUGUGGUAUGGGAGUGGGAGAAUGACAACGGCACCUGGACCCCCUACGACAUGGAGGUGGGCAUUACCAUCCAGCAUGCCUACGAGAAGCAGCAUACCUGGAUCGAUCUCACUUCCAUUGGCUUCUGCUACAUAAUUGACUUCAGCACGAUGGGGCAGAUCAAUCGCCAGACCCAGCGCAAGCGCCGUGUCCGCCGCCGUCUUGACAUGGUCUACCCACUGGUCACAGGCACCUUGCCCAAAUCUCAGUCAUGGCCAGCAAGCCCUGGUGCAGCCAAUGUGUCUCCUGCUCCUGCUUGCACUUGUCCACAAUGUCUUCUUGUCAUGAGUAUCAAGGCAACAGUGGCAGCUGGGAGCAAUGGAGGAACUGGAGCUACAGCUAGCCAGCAGCCUCAACCACCACGUAAAGCUGUCUCCCUUUCUGGGAGCACCAGAAUCCCCAUGCCAGCAUCAGUUCACAAGCCGCAAGAUGGAACAGCUACCAUGCGCAGCUCUUUGAAGAACCUCGCUUCUCAAGUGAGCCGAAGGCAGGCAGUUAGCACACCUGCCCUCACCACAAGCAACUCCCCUGCCAGUCCUCCUAAUGCCAAUGGCAAAGUGACACGGGCCAGCCUUAAUACACUGAACCGAACCAAUCUGCAGCGCCUGGCCAUCGCACAGUCUCGUGUGCUAAUUGCCUCAGGAGUCCCUACAGUUCCUGUAAAAAACCUCAAUGGCUCAAGCCCAGUCAACCCUGCACUAGCAGGAAUCACAGGAAUCCUCAUGAGUGCUGCAGGGCUACCUGUCUGCCUGACUCGGCCUCCAAAGCUGGUUCUGCACCCCCCUCCGGUCAGCAAGAGUGACAUUAAAUCCAUCCCUGGCAUCUCCAAUACUUGCCGUAAGACAACCAAGAAGCAGACCAAGAAAGGUAAAACUACAGAGGAAGUCUUGAAAAAAUAUCUACAGAAGGUGCGCCAUCCUCCAGAUGAGGACUGUACUAUCUGCAUGGAACGCCUCUCUGCCCCCUCAGGCUACAAAGGGCCUCAGCCAGUCGUCAAGCCAGAAUUGGUGGGCAAACUGUCCACGUGUGGCCACAUGUAUCACCUCCACUGCCUUGUGGCCAUGUAUAACAAUGGAAAUAAGGAUGGUAGCUUGCAGUGUCCAACCUGCAAAACCAUCUAUGGGGUGAAGACUGGCACCCAGCCUCCUGGAAAAAUGGAAUACCACCUCAUCCCCCAUUCACUGCCAGGACACCUUGACUGUAAAACCAUCCGAAUUAUCUACAACAUUCCACCAGGGGUACAGGGACCAGAGCAUCCGAAUCCUGGGAAGAGUUUCACUGCCCGGGGUUUCCCUCGACACUGCUACCUCCCAGACAGUGAAAGAGGCAGAAGGGUGCUGAAACUGCUGUUGGUGGCCUGGGAUCGAAGGCUGAUCUUUGCCAUUGGCACUUCAAGCACCACUGGAGAAUCUGAUACAGUGAUCUGGAAUGAGAUUCACCACAAGACGGAGUUCGGGUCUAAUCUCACAGGCCACGGCUACCCUGAUCCCAACUACCUAGAUAAUGUACUUGCUGAGCUGGCAGCUCAGGGCAUUACAGAGGAGAGUAUGAUGCAGGAGAAGGACUGAAACCGUGGGAGGAAAGGGGAAGGACUUUGUCCUAGGGGCGGAGCGACAAGUAUAGCAGCGUUUGCAUGGAUCACACUCCUCUCUCUUCCAUUGUGCCUGCUCUGUCCUCUCAUCCUCCUACCACAGGCCUCUUAAAAGGCUCAGCUGUGGCUAUGCAGCAGUGGGCUUGCUUAAAUGAGGAACUCCCAGCCUGUUCUCAUAUGAGGCCCACAGCACCUGACUAAUAAAAAGCAAACAAACCUGGGAAGGUUUUUCUUGUUCCUCUUGAGCAUGAGGAGGAGUGUCCUGAUGAGGCCUGAGGUUAUAUUAACCUUAGUGCCCACAGCUGCUUUAGGUUUGUAUCUCAAAAACGGGGUUUUGUCCCCCUCUGGGAUGCAGGAGCAUCUUGUGUCCAUGAACAGCAAGGGAUGGCUGUGGAGGGCAGGCAGCUGGGAAUGGCAGAAUCACUUGCAAGUCUAGAAGAUGGCUUUGUUUCAGAGGUGCAGAGGAUUGAAACCAGCCCUUGUCCGCUCUCAGUUGUUUCCUUAUUUCUUACUUGCCCAGCUAGGUGCCUGGUUCCAUGUUGUCAUGUCCCUGCUGCUUUCAUGUCAUGGGCUCAAUGGGAGUUAGAUACACGCUGUUUGCUGGUCUGGUACUUCACUCCCUGCCAGCUUCCUUUGUUGAGAGGCUGCAUCUGUAGUUCCCAUCCAAGAUAGCUGAGCAGGAGGCCUGCUUAUUGCUCCGUAGUGAAGUAGACUGGAAAUUCAUUCUCUUGAAUGCAUUCCAAAAUGGGUCAAUGCAUGCCAAAUCUCUGUGGCCUGCUUCAGAGUGGAUGAGAGCAGAAUGAAUUAAUUGAAGCUAGUAUUUGGACUGAACAUGAAAUAGGGGCCGUAAAUCUCUUGGGUAGUGCCUGUCUCCAAAGCCAAGCCCUGUUUUUGCUUUUGUAUCUGGGUAUGCUGGAUCAAGCUGGGCUUCUCUUGCAAUACUGACUAGCCCUCUGGGUCAGACUGCAUCAACUGACCUCCCAGAUCAAUGCUGAGCUGUGUGUCCCAGUUUUGUUCGUGAAUUGCAUCAUUGAGGAGGGUGUUCUACAUCUAAUCUGUUUCUGUUGGGAGUUAGAAUCAACAGAGUUCAGGGGGUGGUGAAGGAAAGACGCUUCCUGUCUCUGUCCCCACAGAUCACAGUGGGUUCUUUGAACUAUCUGUAUGGGGGAGUCCCCUGGAUACUGAUUUGAAUUUAUUUACCUCAUGUUUGGAGGAUUUGUCACAUAUAUUGUGUGUGGGUGUAUGUAUGUAUUUGUAACGAAUGAGAAAGAGACUUUGAGGGUAGAAUGUGUAACACAACGGUACUUAAAAGUUAGACCUGAAGAUAAGAACUGCCACUGCUCUUGAUUGCCAUGGUAUUAAGGUAAGACCGCCGACCGUUUUGGAAGGGCUAUGCCGGGGUUAAAAUCAUCUGGAAUCUGGCGAUUGGGGCAUGCAGGAUAUGAAUACUGUUACCAGUAGAUGUAUAUGUACACCUACAUAUUUGAUCCGUAUAUCCCUCACUCCUCACCUCUUUCAUUUUAAUUAAUCCUGAGGCACUAUAAAGCUCUCAACCUUCUUUGAAAUCUCAGUGAAAUAGGCUCAGGUGAGAGCGUAAAAGAAAUGAACAUCUUUUUGGAGUUGACCAUAUGCUUAUCCAAGUGGGUAAUGGUGGAAGUGUGUAAGAGGAAGAGCAUAAAGGUCAUGCAAGGAUAAGAGUGCAAUGUGUAAGUAUUUAGGCACUCCUGAAGUUCUCAUUUUCACUGGUAUUUUUUCACAAGAAGAACGAAACAUGCUCAUAUGCUUGCUUUCGUUGGAAAAGUGGAAGUAUGUUUCAGUCUUCUCUUUUUUGGGCACCAUGAUACAGAAGUUAAAACAAUAUCCUGCUUGCUCUUUUCCCAACUCUUAUGUCUCUCCUAACAUUAAGUUCUUAAAUCUUCACAAUAGUAAUAGUAAGAAGGGCUAGCAGAUACCAAUAGUUGAAGUGUCCUGGCUUCUGUCAUACACAGAAAUACCUUUUGUGGUAAAUAAAUGAAUAUAGGUAGUUGACUGAUGACCAAAAUUGGGACCAGAAUUUUCAUCAUAAGUUGUUGCAAUCAUAAGUUGAGUCACCACAUGACCAGACCUGAUUUUAUGACCGUUUUUAAGGCAGUCCUUAAGUGAAUCAUGGGUCGUUAAGCAAAUCUCCACAGUCAUAAGUGGAGCAUUUUUUGCUGGAAAAUGGCAAAGUUGCAAAAUGCAAUCACGUGACUGGAGGACAUUGCAACUGGUUGUAAAUGUAAGCCAGUUGCCAAGUGCCCGAAAUGCGAUUAUAUCACCGCAGGGUGGUGGUGUGAUGUUUUGCGAUGCUCGGAAGUGUUUUACAGGUUGUAAAGCACCCAUUCCAAGGCCAUUGUAACUUCAGAUAAUCAUAAAAUGAACAGUCAUAAAUUGAGGACUACCUGUAGUGCAUUUCCCAGUUGGAUUUGCAGUGACAUCUUGUCUUAGUGGACAAGAACAACAAAUUUCCUUUUCAAGGUUUUUUCAUACCUCCCCCUUGCACCAAGUUUCCUCUCUAACCAUGGCAUUCCCUCAUAUGCAACUUAAUCUCCAAGAUGAGGGAGAGGGUUGGGAAGAUCAUUUUCCUGUCAUCAGCAUUUCCCAAUGGAAGGGAGUCAAUUUGCUUUUUUCCUUUGUAUGGUUUUGGCUGACUGGUUUCUUCUUUUAAUUCUCCAAUUGUUUUGUUUUGUUUUAAUUGCAUCAUAGUGAAUAAGCAACCUGAUACAAGACUCUUAUCAGGAAUGAUAGUUUUUGGUUUCUACUUUUUGGGUCAGAUUGCGUGGGUGCUGAUAGUGGUAUAGGGAGCGGGAGGGCAGGGUGUGGGAGCCACAUUGUAUAUUGUUUGCUGUUUGUGAACGGUGCGUUUUGCACCCGUCUCUUAGUUUGUUGCCUUGCUUGAGGAUGGCACCCUUGGGGUGUAACAAUAAAAAGAAAAUUCCACUGCCAGUUUGAAUAAUGUUUUGUGUUUGUCUUUUCUCAGUCCGUGCCUCUGUCUUUUGUUUAUUUCUUUCUGUUUCCAAAGUGAAUGUGUACAGUUUACCUUCCUGGGAGAACCGGGGGUGGAGAGGGGGCGUUUUUUCAAUGACAAUAGAAGUAAAUGUUGGAAUGUCAGAUCAGCAGGAACCAACAGCAGUUAUUCACUACAGUUAGCAAUGGAGUCGUCCUAAGUGCUUUGUAGGAGAAGAUAAUCCUUAAUCGUUUUGAGAAGAAUCAAAAUUUCACAUUACAGUGUCAAAAAAUGAUGUGAAGGGGAAAAAAACAAAGAAUUGAGUUAUAAACGAACUUGGAAAUAAACAAACAAACAAAUUUAUAGAGAAGUUCAUUGUCAAGGACGGUCUAAGGCUUUCCUGAGAGUUUCUGUGAUGUUAGACUGCACAACUAGCAGAAGUUAAGCGGAUGUACCUCUUCCCCCACCCAAGCUGAAGUUGCAAUGCUGGAGAAAUCUGGAUUUGCAGAAUGUUUGCCUCUUGGGCAGUGAUUACAGAAUCAAAGAUUGGCCAGAACUGGGUCAAAUACAAACAAAAUCCAACCCAGGUACUUGAUGAAAAAGAGACUGGGUUGAAUUUUGUUGGUUUCUUUUUGCUUUUUUCCUUCCUGUUAAUUUAUUUUGUACAACUUGGAAUUAUAUUCUGUUCUAUUUGUUUCCUUGACAAGCACAAAAUAUGCCAGGCAGCCACACAGUUGCUGUUUUUCUACAUUAGCUUUAAUUAUUGCUGUUAGUUGGGAGCUCUUCUCUGGUUGCCAAGAAAAAUACUGGAAAUUAAUGCUGAGUAUUUAUGAAAAUUCAGGAAAAGAGGAUGGGGCUGCUUUGGGCUUUUGAAGUCAAGAGUUCAACUCCACAGCUGUUUGUUCCUCUCUGAUACUACUCCAUGACCCAUCUAGAGACUAAAUUCCCAGUCUUUUUAUUCUGUCGUCUCAAUUACCAAAUUAUUCCACGCAUAUAAUGUGAUAACAUGAAUCCUAGAAUGGGAGGAUAAAUAGGCUAAAUAUUAUUCAGGUUGUGGCGUUUAUUUUCUGAAUCCAAAGACAUUCUUAUGCAGAAGCACUGGCUAUCAUUUUAGCUGUCAAAAUGUUUUCUCACUGAAUUUCUACCUGUGCAUGUUUCAGUUCUUUUUAUAUAACUGAGUGCUACGUUUCUGCAUCUUCUGUGUCCUUUAAAAUGGAUUCCUUUCUGUUCAGAACAAUAAGCAAUAAACAGGACAACGAAAUACAGUAGAAAAAACUUUCAAAAGGUUGAUGUGGCUCUUUGACUACUUCCUAAAUUUCCUUUAUGCAAAAUGCUGUUUACUCAAGUGUAUUCCUGUUAAAUUUGCUUGGUAUGUUUUUAAAAAGAGCACAGUAUAUAUAUUUUUGCAAUUUGGGCUAUAUUUUAAUGCAUUCUUAUUCAUGCAAUUUCCUUCGCUGGAUCAAAUAAACCAAAUACAUGUGA